CUUCGACCCAGGCUUCGACGAGCGAGAUGAGCUCUGGGGUGGACAAAGUGAGGGUGGGGGAGUCGCCUGGGAAGAUCGUCACUCUGAGUCCGUGCUCGCCUGCAUUGGUGGAGGUCAGACAAACACGCAUACGCGUGCGACGACGAAGAAUGAAUCAUGAUGUCCCUGUCUGUCUGUUCUAUACAGGCCAUUGCGUCGCCACAGACCCGCGGAGAUGAACCCGGUGAGUGAGUCAGUGAGUCAGACAGGACAGAGGAGAAGUGUGGAAUGCAUCCGCUCAUCAGUCGACGUGUGUGUGUGUUGCUGUUCUGUUGCCCUGGCUGGCUUCAGCGACCCCCGUGGUCCACCAUGUGUCUGCAGCCGCCACUGGCAGCCGCCCCGCUCGCAUCGGUAUCCUCUCCAGAGAGAACCUCGAGAAGCUCAAGAGAAUCAGCCAACAAAUGGCUGGGGUACGCAACCCUUAUCGAAUCUGACGGAGUCAUGUGUCUGUCUGGUGUCUGUGUGUGUGCUGAUGGUUUGAUCAAUCAGGGCCGCAGCAACAAGAUGGUCAAGGACAGGGGCGAUGGGCAUGACAGUGACGGCCAGUCGUCGAGCGACAGCGACGAUGACGAUGACGAUGACUCUGACAAGAAGAGCGACAAGAGCGGCAAGAGCGGCGCCGGCAGCGACCUGAGCUCGGAGGAGGGUACGUGACUGUGCCAGCACAUCAAUCACAUCGCUGCAUGUAUCCAUGGCUUUGUCUGUCUACAGAGUAUUUCGACCCCGAUGGCAGCGACUCUGAGGACAGUUGCGCUUCCGACAAAACUGACGCCACCUGGGUGGAGGCAGAGGUCCAGGGCAACAGGAAGAGAAGAAGGCGCCGAACCAAACCCUCGACCAGGCGCACAAAGAGAAGACGGUGCGUGCGAGACCUCUCGCACCAGGCAGACAACAGGCGGGCAUCACACCGACAGACCCUCCUGUGUGCUGUGCGUUUCAGUCACACCAGCCCACCCGUGGACAUGCCCCCGCUGCCCAAGGUGAAGGGUGUGUGCUACUACCCCUCCACGGGCUGCUUCGUGGGCUUCUGGACGUCACCUGAUACCCACAAGGGCGUUCAGCGAGCCUUCAGCGUGGCCAAACACGGGUACGAGGGUGCAUACGAGAAAGCACUGAGUGUCCGGAAAGCCGCUGAAGCGUCCGGCAAGGUGAGCGGGCGGCCGGGCGAACAGACAGACAGCCCACCAACCCAACACAACUCGGCAGCGGAGGAGGCAUCGAUCCUGUGACAUGCAGGCUGCCCUGAAGGCCCCUGGCGAGCGCAGCAGCGGUGUGAAGGGUGUGGCGUGGUAUGCAAGACACAAGGCGUGGGCCGCCACGUGGAGCGAAGACGCGCAGCCGCGUCGACAGCUGUUCCGUGUGUCUGCCUUUGCGAGUGAGAGUGACGCCAUGGCUGCGGCGGUGGCAUGUCGGGUGGCGAUGAUCGAGAGGAAGGAGAGGAAGAUGGCAGAGCGUGGUGAUGCUGAGGAGGGAGGGAGUGACUAGUGGCCGGAUUUGUCGAUGGAUUUGUCUGGGUGAAGGCUGCUUUGCUGCUCAAACACAUCUGAGUGGACCAGAGCUAUACCGGAUGUUGGAGGGGAAGUGCAUUGGAUGAGCCUGACUGUCUGUCAUGGCUUGCAUCUCUCAAUGCAUUCAUUACGAAAUGAAAUUGUGUCACUCGUCAGUGUCUUCAAACCGUGUUCGUUCUCUGAAUGGUCUUUCCAUCCCA
Messenger RNA from Vitrella brassicaformis, 1747 nucleotides. The record is from the annotation of a GenBank genome assembly. Lineage: Eukaryota; Vitrellaceae.